ACUCACGCUCUGGAGGCUGGGAGUCCAGGAGGGCAGGGUGGCAUGAGAGGGCCUUUUUGCUGGGUCAUCCCGUGACAGAAGGCAGAAGAGGGUGAGAGGCCCAGWAGUGCCUGGUUCAAGAUGGGGUCCCAGGUCUCGGCGGACACGGGAGCCCUGCACGUGGUGAUCGUGGGCGGGGGCUUCGGGGGGAUCGCGGCUGCCAGCCAGCUGCAGGCGCUGAACAUCCCCUUCCUGCUGGUGGACAUGAAGGACUCCUUCCACCACAACGUGGCUGCCCUCCGGGCCUCCGUGGAGAGUGGGUUUGCCAAAAAGACGUUCAUUUCCUACUCAGUGACCUUCAAGGACAACUUCCGACAGGGCCAGGUGGUCGGGAUAGACCUGAAGAAUCAGACGGUGCUGCUGCAGGGUGGUGAGGCCCUGCCCUUCUCCCAUCUUAUCCUGGCCACGGGCAGCAGUGGGCCCUUCCCUGGCAAGUUUAAUAAGGUCUCCUGUCAGCAGGCGGCCAUCCAGGCCUAUGAGGACAUGGUGAAGCAGGUCCAGCGCUCACGGUUCAUCGUUGUGGUGGGAGGUGGCUCCGCUGGAGUGGAGAUGGCAGCAGAGAUUAAGACAGAAUACCCUGACAAAGAGGUCACUCUCAUUCACUCUCAAGUUCCCCUGGCUGACAAGGAGCUCCUGCCCUGUGUGCGGCAGGAAGUGAAGGAGAUCCUCCUCAGGAAGGGCGUGCAGCUGCUGCUGAGUGAGCGGGUGAGCAACCUGGAGGAAAUUCCUCUCAACGAGUAUCGCGAGUACAUCAAAGUGCAGACAGACAAGGGCACGGAGGUGGCCACCAACCUGGUGAUUCCCUGCAAUGGCAUCAAGAUCAACAGUUCUGCCUACUCUAGUGCAUUUGAGAGCAGGCUGGCCAGCAACGGUGCUCUGAGAGUGAAUGAGUUCCUCCAGGUGGAGGGCUACAGCAACRUCUAUGCCAUUGGCGACUGUGCUGACGUGAAGGAGCCCAAGAUGGCCUACCACGCAGGCCUCCAUGCCAACGUCGCUGUCACCAACCUCGUCAACUCCAUGAAGCAGAGGCCCCUCAAGGCCUACAAGCCAGGUGCGCUGACGUUCCUCCUGUCCAUGGGCAGAAACGAUGGCGUGGGCCAGAUCAGUGGCUUCUACGUCGGUCGGCUCAUGGUGCGGCUGGCCAAGAGCAGGGACCUGUUUGUCUCCACGAGCUGGAAAACCAUGAGGCAGUCCCCACCCUGAUGGGAAGGCCAAGUGGCAGACGUGUCACUACUGCCGAUGAUGACGGGCCUCUGGACAAAAAGCAYCCGGCUGACAAGUGCCAAAGCACAAGGCUCUUCCUGUGGAAUGAGAUGCCAGUGGUGUACUGUCUGGAUGCAUGACGCAUGUAAAACCAAACGCGAGGGGGGCAUUAAAAAGACGUGUCCUAGAGGA
Molecule: messenger RNA, 1434 nt
Organism: Urocitellus parryii (Arctic ground squirrel)
Lineage: Eukaryota; Metazoa; Chordata; Mammalia; Rodentia; Sciuridae
Gene: Aifm2
Product: AIF family member 2, ferroptosis suppressor
Biological process (GO): apoptotic mitochondrial changes; positive regulation of apoptotic process
Cellular component (GO): mitochondrion; cytoplasm
Molecular function (GO): flavin adenine dinucleotide binding; electron-transferring-flavoprotein dehydrogenase activity
Source: RefSeq, a predicted model, not a curated record